Dentiscutata erythropus is the source of this 429-nucleotide messenger RNA. The record is from the annotation of a GenBank genome assembly. Lineage: Eukaryota; Fungi; Glomeromycota; Glomeromycetes; Diversisporales; Gigasporaceae.
AUGUUUGCAAGAAGUAGACUACUUACUCUUCCUAAACUUAAUCAAGUUAACAAAGUCAAACAUAUAUAUGGCUUCCAUACAACGGCUAUUUUACAAAGUGGGAAAGUCGUUGAGGCAACCUCUCAAUCUUUUCAAAAAUUAGUUUUAAAUGCGAAAGAGCCUGUCAUUGUUGAUUUUUAUGCAGAUUGGUGUGGACCCUGCAAGUUGUUGGCACCGAUUCUUCAUCGUAUCGUUACCGAUAACAAGAAAGUUACCCUUGUUAAGGUAAACACGGAUGAGAACCAAGAUUUGACCGAAAAAUAUAAGAUUACUGGACUUCCAACGGUAUAUUCAUUUCACAAAGGCAAACCGAUAGAACAUUUCAUCGGCGUAAAAUCCGAAGGAGCUAUUAAGGAAUUCGUAGAAAAAGCAGCUUGUUUGGCGGAUUAA